UGCCUUAUCAUGAUAAGACUCUUAUCUCUUAUCACUCAAUCCUUAUUGGCCUCGGCAUCUUAUCUCAACACUAAGAUACCUUAUCAUGAUAAGAUUCUUAUCUCUUAUCCCUCGAUCAUGAUUGGCUUCGGCAUCUUAUCUCAACAUAUACAAUGGAUAUUCAUGACAGAAUAGCUGGAUUACAACAUUUCCCCUGCCCACAAGAGUGCCCUCUUGGGUAAAUUGUGCCCCGGUUAGAAUCUCCUGGCUGAUCGUCAUCCACAGUGCCCCUGGAUAGUCAUUGGUUGGCCGCUCCUAAAAUAUUACGUAA
Molecule: messenger RNA, 310 nt
Organism: Pichia membranifaciens NRRL Y-2026
Lineage: Eukaryota; Fungi; Ascomycota; Pichiomycetes; Pichiales; Pichiaceae
Exons: 1
Coding region: 10-174 (54 amino acids)
Source: RefSeq, a predicted model, not a curated record